Molecule: messenger RNA, 6431 nt
Organism: Astyanax mexicanus (Mexican tetra)
Lineage: Eukaryota; Metazoa; Chordata; Actinopteri; Characiformes; Acestrorhamphidae
Gene: arvcfb
Product: ARVCF delta catenin family member b
Exons: 19
Coding region: 717-3533 (938 amino acids)
Biological process (GO): cell-cell adhesion; cell-cell junction assembly
Cellular component (GO): plasma membrane; cytoplasm; adherens junction
Molecular function (GO): cadherin binding
Source: RefSeq, a predicted model, not a curated record
UCGUCUCCUGUUCAGUUGCGGUGUGUGUGUGGAGCAGAGAGUGAGGCAGUGUGUGUGAGUGUGUGUGUGUGUGCAGCUCCGGACAACCACAGAUUCUCAGAGAGGAUUCUUUUCACACACACACACACCAACCCCCCUGCAGCACACCCCUCCUCUCCGGGCCGCCCCCCUUUCGUCGGACCCCUCAGCGGGUUUGUUUUGUUCUCCAGGGCUGGCAAACUUUUUUUUCUUCUCCUUCUCCUUCUUCUUCACACUGCGAGUGUGUGUAUGUGUGUGUGUGUUUUGACUCCAUCUCUCUCUCUCUCUCGCUCUCUCUCUCUCGCUCUCUCCCUCCCUCUCCCCCCGUCGGGCUCCUCGUCUAGCCGAAGGAUCUCUGGAUCUCAGCAUCUCCUCCUCCGAGCAGCAGCAGCAGCGCUGGUGUUCCUUCCUGAGAGAGAGAAAGCAUGUGAAAGAGAGAGGGAGAACGAGAGAGAGAGAAAGAAAAGAAAGAAAGAGGGAAUACAAGUGCGAAGAAAGAAAGGAUGGCUGUGCCGCUGUGAGCUGCCUGCGGUGCGUGGAGCUACCCGUGUGAAUUAGGAGCGUAAUUCUACACACUCGCACACACUCACACCCUGUCUCACACACUCGCACGUUCGCUCUCGGAAAGUUCACCGUGAGGAGAACGCCGCUCUCGCGCUCUUUGUGUCCGGAGGGCUUCGUCCAGCAGGGUCUGAGCCAUGCCCGCCGAAGUCAAGCAGGAGCAGAGUCCCAGCAACCAGACGUCUCUGGCCAUGAUGCAGGAGCCACAGGAGGUGGUGGAGGAGACGGUCACCAUAGAGGAGGACCCCGGCACGCCCACGUCCCACGUCUCAGUGGUGACGUCCGAUGACGGAACCACUCGCCGCACAGAGACCAAGGACAAUUCAACUAACUUGAAGGUUACCAAGAUGGUAAAGACGGUGACCACCCGCACAGUCCGGCAGCUUCCGCUGGGUCCAGAUGGCCUUCCUCUGCCCGAGGGUUCCUCUCCACUGGGGAGCUACACGGACUCCAUCGACCGACGCUUCAUGAAGAACGGAGAUCGCUUCGUCACCCCGCAGGCCACCUCCACCCUCACACGCUCCUACAACAACUACAACGACUCGUAUGGCGAGACACCGGACAGCCAGUACCGCCACUUCGCCCUGCACGAUGCCUACGGAGACGUAGCCGACAACUACGGCAGCCUGUCUCGUGGCAUCAACUACCGGCCCUACCGGCCCUACAUGCCUACUGGAGGAUACCGGAUGGAGAACAGCUACACCACCCUCCCCAUCCGCAAGGAAGACUAUGGGCACAUGGCUCAGCCGCAGGUACCCAUGGUUAGCAGCACUGUGGACCUGAACCGCUCACAGCCAGAACGCUUCCAGCCCGAGCCAUAUGGAUUAGAGGACGACCGCCGCAGCCUCGGGCCAGACGACGAGGAGCCAUACGACCUGGAACCUGAUUACUCCACCGCUAACCGCCGCACACUGCCCGGCGCCGUACGCACCAUCAGAGAACCACUGCGCGACGGACCUCGAGUCAGAGGCUAUGAUGAUCCCAUUGAGGCGGAGCUGAUUGAUGAAAGGCACCCUUACAUCCCCGGCAUGUACUCGGCACCCCUGGCUCAGCCGGAGAGAGGAAGCAUGGCCAGUCUGGACCGCAUGGGUGGUCGACGCUCCCCCUCCAUCGACAGCAUCCGCAAGGACCCGCGGUGGCGCGACCCAGACCUGCCCGAGGUCAUCGCCAUGCUGGGUCACCCCAUCGACCCGGUCAAGUCCAACGCCGCCGCCUACCUGCAGCACCUGUGCUAUGAGAACGACAAGAUCAAGAAGGACGUGCGGCAGCUGAAGGGCAUCCCUGUGCUGGUGGGUCUGCUGGACCACCCUAAAGCCGAGGUCCACCGAAAGGCCUGUGGAGCGCUGCGCAAUAUCUCCUACGGCAAGGACAACGACAACAAGGUGGCCAUCAAGAACUGCGAUGGAAUCCCUGCCCUCAUCCGCCUGCUGAGGAAGACCAACGACAUGGAGGUCCGGGAACUGGUUACAGGCACACUGUGGAAUCUGUCCUCCUACGAGCCUCUGAAGAUGGUCAUCAUCAACCACGGCCUGCAGACCAUGACCAACGAGGUCAUCAUCCCACACUCCGGCUGGGAGCCCGAACCCAACGAGGACUCCAAGCCUCGGGACGCUGAGUGGACCACUGUCUUCAAGAACACGUCAGGAUGCUUACGGAAUGUGAGCUCGGAUGGUGCAGAGGCCCGCAGGAGGCUGAGAGAGUGUGAUGGGCUGGUGGACGCUCUGCUCCAUGCUCUACAGUCCGCUGUAGGGAAGAAGGACAUGGACAACAAGUCUGUGGAGAACUGUGUGUGUAUCAUGAGGAACCUCUCGUACCACGUCCACAAAGAGGUCCCGGGGGCCGAUAAGUUUCAGGACCCGUCAGGACUGCAGGCUCCGGGCUCCGCAGGGCCUCAGCGGAAGAAGAAGGACGACGCCGGCUGCUUCGGCGGGAAGAAGGCCAAAGAGGAAUGGUUUAAUCAAGGGCGGCGAAAUGGAGAGAACGAUAAAAACUAUGACACGCUGGACCUCCCAAAGCGCACAGAGCCCACUAAAGGGUAUGAGUUGCUGUACCAGCCGGAGGUGGUGCGUCUCUAUCUGUCCCUGCUGACGGAAAGUCAGAAUUACAACACCCUGGAGGCAGCAGCUGGAGCGCUGCAGAAUCUCAGUGCGGGACAGUGGACCUGGUCCAACUACAUCCGUGCCACUGUGAGAAAGGAAAAGGGUCUUCCCAUCCUGGUGGAGUUGCUUCGCUCUGACUCGGACAAGGUGGUGCGAGCUGUGGCCAUCGCCCUGAGGAACCUGUCCAUCGACCGCCGCAACAAAGACCUCAUAGGGAGCUACGCCAUGAGGGACUUGGUCAGUAAUCUGCCGAGUGGGCAGCAGCGUCCUGCCAAGAACCUGGAGGAGGACACGGUGGUGGCCAUCCUCAACACCAUCCACGAGAUCGUGACUGACAGCUCGGAGAACGCCCGCUCACUCAUCUCCGCUCAAGCCAUCGACAAGCUGGUGGCCAUCAACCGGACCAGUCAGUCAGCCAGAGAGACCAAGGCCGCCUCCCACAUCCUGCAGACCGUCUGGAGCUACAAAGACCUGAGGAACACCUUGACCAAGGACGGCUGGAGCAAAACCCAUUUUCAGCCGACAGCCAGCGGGGCACCCAAGGGAUCCAAGAGCGGAAAGCCGGGCUAUGAUGACACCACCCUACCCCUGAUGGAGAAGAACCAAGGCGACAGAGGCUGUGGUGGUGGUGCUAUGAUACCUAUGGACGAGCUGGGUCCAGAUGGAUAUUCCACGAUUGACCAAAGGGACAAAGACUGUAAAUACAAAGGAAGCGAUGGCUCAUCAGACCUGACAGAGCGGGAACCACUUAAGAAUGACACAAAUAGGAAGCACUACAUUCGGAGCAACAGGCCAACGGUCAGUCUUGUGGACGCUUGCGAUGUCAAGCCUCAGCCUGUUGACUCCUGGGUGUAAAUGCAUGCAUGGCUUAGCCGCAGAGAGACGCCGCGACAUCUCAACUACAACUUCGGAUCUCCCGAGACACAAAGUCACCACUGCCAUUUUCUCCGCCAUCAGCCGGGCAACGCGGACUCAUCAGCGGAUUUUUACAAACGACAAGAAAAACGCAACGAGGCAUCGAGCUAAACUUUCAUACAGCAGCAGCAGCAGCCGCCAACCUUCGGCACUCGUUUUACUUUUUGGUGCGAUGAAGUGAAACGACAGACUUUUAAACAAACAACAAAACAUCAUCAACUACAACAAGAGAACCUGUUCUGUAUUUCUCACAUUUCUCACAUUCCCACUGAGCGAGGAGAACCCGAACCCCAACCAGCCAAGCCAGCUGGACCUGAGCGCACUGGCUACAACCGCUUCAGCUGUUCUUCACUGAUGGAUGGAUGGAAAAAUGAACUAAUUGAUGAAUGGAUGGAUAGAUGGAUGGGUGGCGGAUGUAUGUAGCAGGAAAGAGAAGGUGGUGAUGUGUACAUGGAUGUGUUAUUGGAAGGAACUGAAAGAAUGAAAAUGGAGAACAUGGGCAAACAAAAAUUUGUGUUUAAAAUGGAAAAAAGUGACAUUUAAUAUUUUUUUUUUUUUUGGAUGUGUAGUGUGUUUCUAUUCUUGUUUGAGUUUUGAACAGAAGGUUAUGAAGGUUGUGAUGGAUUUGAAGGAUGUUUGUGUUUAUAUUUACAGGAAAUGGAAUGGUUGGUAAGGUUUCUAUUUGAAGGAUCUGGAAGAAGCACUUAGCAUCUAAAGGUAUUGAUUUUAUGCUAAUUUGUCGUGGCUCCUCAUGCAUUGCUUUGGUGUAUACUACACUGUGUGUUUUCUGUCUGUUCUGAGGUGUAUCAGCUCAAAAAAAUGCUAAAGUUGCUUCCAAUCAAUGAAUGUUUCAGAAAAAGGUCACAGCUUCCCAUUAGUCUCCAAUAGGAACCAAUAGAAACUGAUGGGACGCUGCCUCUCAUUCGUUCCUAUUGGUGACAGACUUAUCAUUUUUGGUGCUACACCACAGCUCAACAGGACUGUUCCGCUCACCGCUAAGAGAUUGAUUCGGGGAAAAGCUUGCGGGUGGAUCAAGGCGUCUAUAAUCCUGAAUCUGAACCUAAUCGUUUCCUUCACAGGUUUGCAGUAUCUGCGAAGAAAUGAAACUGAAUUGAAUUCGUUUAGUGUGAAGGGAGUUUAGCGUUUCUGUGACCGCACUCAUCAAGAAAAGAAUUUUAUAUAUAUUUUUUUUGGUUUUCUACGUGUAUAUUAGGGUUGUAAAAUGUAAAAAAAAAAAAAAAAAAAAAACAACAAUAUAACGCUCUUUAUUCAUUGCUCGGUGUAUCCAUAAACAUUUCACAUGCAGGAUCGCAUGCAAUGGAUAAAGCAUCGCCUUGAUCAAAAAUGAAAAAAAAAAAAAAAAAAGAUAAUUGCUUAAUUUAAUUGUGUGUAACAGUAAAUGACUGCAGAGUCGCAUCGUCUAUUUAUAUUCUAUAUUUUCGAGAAGUGAAAAUCUUUUAUCGUUACUGUUCCACAUUUCGUACAGACAUAAAACCUGGUCACUUGCCAAACGGAUCGUUCACCCAGAUGACUGGCGCUGUAGGUUUGGUCACGUUACGGUCGUGCGUGGAGCUGGUCAAGUAUGACAUCAUGUAUUGAUAUAUUAUUAUUGUAUUAUGUCUGUUUGUGGUGUUAAUCAACAUUUCCAUGCUGUGAAGGGAAUAUGUGGACGGGCAUCCUGUCAGGCAACCUGGCUACUAAACAGGACUAAAACUGAGUUUCUGGUUGAACUCUGGGAAAAACUGUGGGGGGAAAAAAAAAAACUGCCACAAAUGGAGACCAGUGCUCCCGAAUGCUUACAAAGCGGACACUGGAAGGACUUUUCUGAUGGCGUCAUUUUUUCCAACAUCCGCUAAACGAGCAGCAUGCCCCUGCUGUAUCUUCUGAGCUCCAUAGUCUGUGACUAGUCCAUAUGUGACUGACACUCUACUCUGCUUGCAGUUUUCUUUUCUUUUCAUUUCUUUUCUUGUUUUUGUCCUUUUUCUACAUAGUGUUAUACCAGAGAUUUCUAACGACAGAAAGUAACCGUAGCUUUGUGUAUUAACUUUAAUUUUGAAAGAUGAAAUAUAUUCUAUAUCCCCGCGUCGAGAGCGUCUCGUGCGUGUCCAUGGGUCAUGUCAUGUCUGUCUGUUCCUGACUGCCUUUUUCGCAGUACACAACCAAAGGAUUUUGGUAUUGUACAGUACAGUAAUAUCCAUAAAGUCAGAUCCGUGAGCGCCAACUAGUGUCGGAUUGUAUAUUUCUAAAAAAGAAAAAAAUACAAAACCUGGGGGGGAGGAGUGGGCAGCAUGGAAUCAAGAAAGACAGAACUUACCUUUGUAGAUAACACAAAACUACUCAAAGCGUCCAAAAAAAAAGAGAAACUACAUGUACAACUUGGUAGCAAACGUGUUUGUAACUAUCAUGUGCCUUAACCCUUCUCUGUGUUAGAUUGACAAAAGAGUUAACUGUUUUAUAUUCAGCUCUUUGUUGUUCUCCUUCCCCUCUAUUGGACCGUAACCCUCCCCAAGACCCGCCCCCACCCUCCCCUUCACUCACUCCAUGUCUUCAGUGUAGUCUUAGACUGGUGAUGGGUGUUGCCUUGUAUUAUUGUAUUAUAUACUUUAAACAGAAUAGACACGUUCAAACGGGGUUCAUGCUUUCGUAGUGCUCGAAAAAGACACAGCAUUCACAGAAUGUAUUACAUUAAUUUUACUAAUACCCGGAGGAUGAAAGGAGGAGGAGAAAGGGGUGGAGGAAGAGGAGGAGGCCUGCACUUGUUAGAAUCAAACAGAAAAUACAGAUUUGUAGAGUUAUCACUUUGGUGUGUUUUCAAUAAAUCAUGCCUGGAUAAAAAUG